GAAUGAAAGGGCUACCUCAACGGCUACUUUUUUAAAAAUUUCACUAGCUAAACCUGAAUUCAAACAAACUAGGGUUGGAAGGAGACGUUUCAUCUUCCAUUUCCCUAUCAAAACAGACCACAACACACCCCACCACUUCUUGAAUCAUUCAAAACGUAAGCAAGCAAUACCAAACUUCCAGUUCCUCUCUCUUUUUACUUUUUCUUCAAGCACAUUCUUCUUCUUCUUCUACCUCUAAAAAGUUGUAGAAGGAGUGGUGGUGUUGUUGAGUAUUCUCUGUUUCUCCUCCUAACCCACCUUCAGUUGUUCUAUACAAACGCCCCGUUUCUGCAUACACUUUAUAAUCUUUUCACGUUUUCGUCCAUGUUUUUGCUAGAAAAAGGAAUUUCAAGUGCAGUGCAAUCAGGGUAAUCUGCGACUUCAAAGCUCUAUCUCAUAUAGUCUGUGUCCAUUUCAUCUAAAAUAUAAUCUGCAAUUAUGCCGUUCGGGUUGGUCUCAGCAUGGAACAAGCGCCGGAGAAGCAAGGCCCAGGAUCUCACAGAUCCUUGGGUUUACAAAUCUGUAGAACACUGGCAACUUGAAGAUCAAACAUCAAAACCGACGAAAAGACACCACGGAUCAUCAGUUUUUACAUUCAAGGAAAUGGAAGAAGCAACAUGCUCUUUCAGUGAUGAAAACUUGCUCGGGAAAGGAGGGUUUGGCAGAGUUUACAGUGGCACUUUGCGUUCCGGCAAGGUUGUUGCUAUUAAGAAAAUGGAGCUGCCACCUUUCAAGGAAGCUGAAGGGGAACGCGAAUUCCGCGUAGAAGUUGAUAUCUUAAGCAGGCUAGACCAUCCAAAUCUGGUUUCUUUGAUAGGCUAUUGUGCCGAUGGGAAGCACCGGUUUCUAGUCUAUGAAUACAUGCUGAAUGGGAACCUGCAAGACCAUUUGAAUGGACUUCUGGAUUGGCCUUUGAGGCUCAAGGUGGCUCUAGGAGCAGCAAAAGGACUUGCUUUUCUCCACUCAAGUUCUGCUGUUGGGAUUCCAAUUGUACAUAGGGAUUUCAAGUCCACUAACAUUCUUCUAGAUGCCAACUUUGAAGCAAAGAUUUCUGAUUUUGGACUCGCCAAGUUGAUGCCAGAGGGCCAGGGGACGUAUGUAACUGCCAGGGUUCUCGGUACUUUCGGCUAUUUUGAUCCUGAGUAUACAUCGACUGGGAAGCUUACUUUACAAAGUGAUGUUUAUGCAUUUGGAGUUGUUCUUCUUGAGCUUCUCACAGGACGCCGAGCCGUGGAAAUAAACCAGGGACCAACAGACCAAAACCUGGUACUACAGGUUAGACAUUUAUUGAAUGAUCGAAAGAAGUUACGUAAGGUGAUAGAUCCAGAGCUGAGUCGUCGUUCAUACACCAGUGAAUCUAUAGUGAUGUUUGCAAACCUAGCAUCAAGAUGUGUCCGUGUCGAGAGCAGUGAAAGACCCUCAAUGGCAGAAUGUGUAAAAGAGCUCCACAUCAUAAUAUAUACAAAUUCAAAAGGCCUGGGCAUGCCAAUGCAUAAACUAAGGAUGGUCUGACAAACCUGAUCAUUGUCAGCACAAGGAAACUUUUUCGUACUAUUAUUCAAUCAAAAGGUUUCCAGACAGGGAAGCUUAAUGUUAGAGGCCUCUGAGAAGGAUCGUAUGAUCACGGAACAUAUAAUACAGAACCCAAAAAGAGAGAGCAUGCGAACGAUCUUAAGAAACGAAACAAAGAAAUCCAUGGAAGAAAAGAGAUUGACAGACAAGAACACUGAGAACCUGGAAAUGUAUGAGAUCCACUGAGGAUCUAGGACUAGAAUGCAACAUUUCUUUGCAUGUCCGGUCCAUAUACUGGGUAAUUACUUGUAAUUUGUACUAUGUACCUAAAUGAAGCU
Messenger RNA from Tripterygium wilfordii, 1889 nucleotides. Its product is annotated as probable serine/threonine-protein kinase PBL28. NCBI's taxonomy places the organism in Eukaryota, Viridiplantae, Streptophyta, Magnoliopsida, Celastrales, Celastraceae. Bases 478 to 1551 code for a protein of 357 amino acids. Gene Ontology annotation, molecular function: ATP binding; protein kinase activity. The transcript is spliced from 7 exons. The record is from RefSeq and is a predicted model, not a curated record. Gene Ontology annotation, biological process: protein phosphorylation.